GUGCAGCGUGUGGUGGUGCUCGGUGAAUGAGACAGCAACUCAUCUUGGAGAGAGCAGAGGAGCUCCGAGUUCUCCUGUUGAUACUUUCUACACAUUGAUGGGGGACAAACUGGUCUAAUCUUCAUCCAUGGCUCCAGUAUUCUGUCAUGAUGGACUCUACAUAUUGCUAUGCAUGCACCCUCAGCAGACGUCAAGCUGGCGACCGGAGCCGGAAAGAAGGGCAUAAAGGCAGAGGAGGAGGAGCAGCCUGCAGCACCUCCUGCAGCUGCAGCAGCAGCCGUAAAGGAGGAGGAAGAGAAGGAUUAUGUAGUGGAGAAGGUUUUGAAUUGCAGAGUGGUGAACGGAAGAGUAGAGUUUCUGCUGAAAUGGAAGGGGUUCUCAGAUGAGGAUAACACAUGGGAGCCGCAAGACAACCUGGACGUCGACCUUAUCACCGAGUACAUGCAGAAACACAAGGAGGAGGAGGAGGAGGAGAAGGAGGGCAAGAGGAAAGUUGUCAGUGAGGCCUCGGGAGACUCAGAGGAGCGAUCGAGCAAGAGGAAGGAGGAGAAAUGGAGAGGAGGAGAGGGACCCAAACGUCAUCACUGUCACAAAUCCUUCUCAACAUCUGGAUAUUUAAAGAUUCAUCCGAGAGUUCACACUGGAGACAAUCUACACAGCUGUGAUCAAUGUGGGGCAGCUUUCAAGCGACCGAGUGACCUAAUAAUACAUCAACGCAUUCACACUGGAGAGAAGCCUUACAGCUGUGAUCUAUGUGGUAAAACCUUUUCUCAGAGAGGUAACCUAGAAUCACAUCAACGCGUUCACACUAGAGAGAAGCCUUACAGCUGUGAUCUAUGUGGUAAAACAUUUUCUCAGAGCGGUACCCUCAAAUCGCACCAGCGUGUUCACACUAGAGAGAAGCCAUACUGGUGUAAACAAUGUGGGGGAACUUUUUCUGUGAUUGGUGCCCUUAAAAGACAUCAACACAUUCACACUGGAGAGAAGCCAUACUGGUGUGAACAAUGUGGUAAAACUUUUACUGAUAGUAGUGACCUUAAAAAACACCAGCGAGUUCACACAGGAGAGAAGCCGUACUGGUGUGAACAAUGUGGGAAAAUGUUUUCUCAGAGUAGUCACCUUAAAAGACACCAGCUCACUCACACUGCCUCAUCAUCUCUUUUGGUGCCUUUGUGAGGCACAGGCUUUCAGAAAUAGAACCAGAGGUAAAGGAUUAGUUGGCAGUGUGGGAAUGCAUUUAGUGAGGAAGUUACAUUCAAUUCAUUGUAAUCUAUUGUGCUGACACAUACUCAUUGCCGAAUAGGGCUGAAAUGAUUCCUCUAAUAACUAGAAUAAUUCGAUUACAGAAAAUCCUCAAAACAAAAUUCUUUGCCUCGAAGCUAAAUCAAUGUAAUUAAGGUUGUACGGCUCACUGUGUUUCCGCACGGAGGAUUAUUACUAGCGCACAACCGGUUGAUGCUUGUGUGGACACAAGACCAUUUAUAUACUGUCUAUGCACAAGACUGACAGCCCAGAUUACAAAUGAAUGACGACGAAAAUAGUGAGGGUCUAAGAGAAGACAGAAAGUUUGGGAUCAUUUUAAGCUGCAAACAUGUUACUACAUCAUCUUUGUAGAAAACAUCCAGUGUACCAGUGUAGAUGACACAGUAAUUUUUGUACAUGCUGACAAUGCAGCUAAAGCUGCUGAUCUGCUAACAAACUCAAUGCAAAAGAUAACAGAAUGGCUAAAUCAUAACUGCCUUCAACUGAAUACAUCCCAAACUGUUUGUAUGUUUUUUUAGUAAAUCUAAAAGUUGCUGUGCAGAACCGGAUGUAGUCGUAGCAGGGGAGAGACUUUAAGUAGUCUCAGAUUUUAAAUACCUUGGAGUAUACGUUGAUAACAAUUUUAGUAUUUAAAUCACAUAUUAAGAAAGUUUGUAAUCGCAUUAAGUUCAACCUGGCGAACAUGUCUGCAGCUGCAUGUCGACAAGGGCUGCAAUGAUGUUUACGCAUUCAAUUUUAUCACGUACUGUUUGACAACCUGGUCACAAGCAAGCAACACUUCUCUCAAACCACUACUCUCUUUAUAUUAAAAAAAGCUCUUAAAGUACUUGAUAGGAAACCCAUAUGCUAUCAUCAUUGUCAUGUUUUAAAAAAAUACAACCUUUUAAGUUUCAAAAAUUUGAUUAGAUAUACAGAUCUCUGUCUUAUGUACAAAAUUUUACAUGGACUGGCUCCUCAUGUAUUGAGCCAGUUUGUAAACGCAGUACCAAAUGCUUACAGACCCACAAGGACUGCAUUGUUCCGCUGAGGAAAAGUGCAUUCGGCCAAACAGCUUUUGCAGUCAGGGCUGCUCGUGAAUGGAACCUCAUUCCUACUCACAUUAGGAAUUUUAAAACUUAUGUUUCUUUUAAAUUUAACUUAAAGAAGUGGCUAACGAGUAAUCAGGACUGUCAACAUUACAUGUAGUUACAAAAUCUUGCUGCUAUCUUGUCUUUCCUGUCCUGCCUGCUUAUUUGUGUCACUUGUGUUAUUGUUAUGCCUAUGAGGUUGUUGGACUGACAGUGUGACUUAUGUGUGUUGGUGGUGAUGUUGAUAUUGACCAACUGUUUUUGUUUCUAUGUUUGAUCAUUUCCUUUUACAUUUAUAGUCAAUUUUACUUGUAUUGGACUUAACUUCUAUGUACUUUUAUAAUCCUUUUAUCUUUUUAUUUGUAUGAUCUGUCUAGGGACAGCAGAUGGAAAAUAGCCUUUUGGCUAAUUCUGGCACACGGUACAUUUCUUUAUGUAUUAUUAGUGUGCAUUGUGCCUGUUAAAUAAACCUGAAAUAAAUAAACUCCUCCAUUCCACGAAGCGAACCCGACACAAGGUAGCUAACUAACGUCGGCUGCUCUUGUCCACCGCUCUGUCUUACACAACUAGCCUACAGCAUGCUACUCUGCUAAUAGCCAUCUUUUACACUACUAGCCUACAGCAUUCUACUCUGCUAAUAGCCAUGUUUUACACAACUAGCCUACAGCAUGCUACUCUGCUAAUAGCCAUCUUUUACACAACUAGCCUACAGCAUGCUACUCUGCUA
Molecule: messenger RNA, 3057 nt
Organism: Perca fluviatilis (European perch)
Lineage: Eukaryota; Metazoa; Chordata; Actinopteri; Perciformes; Percidae
Product: zinc finger protein 239-like
Exons: 5
Coding region: 169-1176 (335 amino acids)
Biological process (GO): regulation of transcription by RNA polymerase II
Cellular component (GO): nucleus
Molecular function (GO): DNA-binding transcription activator activity, RNA polymerase II-specific; RNA polymerase II cis-regulatory region sequence-specific DNA binding
Source: RefSeq, a predicted model, not a curated record